This is a messenger RNA of Aethina tumida (small hive beetle), 6105 nucleotides long. Its product is annotated as inositol hexakisphosphate and diphosphoinositol-pentakisphosphate kinase. Gene Ontology annotation, cellular component: cytosol. The coding region runs from base 46 to 5910 and encodes 1954 amino acids. The transcript is spliced from 21 exons. Gene Ontology annotation, molecular function: 5-diphosphoinositol pentakisphosphate 1-kinase activity; diphosphoinositol pentakisphosphate kinase activity; inositol hexakisphosphate kinase activity. The record is from RefSeq and is a predicted model, not a curated record. Gene Ontology annotation, biological process: inositol metabolic process; inositol phosphate biosynthetic process. NCBI's taxonomy places the organism in Eukaryota, Metazoa, Arthropoda, Insecta, Coleoptera, Nitidulidae.
AAUUGCAUUAAUUGUUAUUGAAAUUGUGCGAAAUUGUCAGCAACAAUGGAAUGGAGUUGGUUAAAGGACUGGUGGCGUUUGAAAAAAUGGAGGAAAAACAGGAAAAUGAGUGAUCAAUCGAUGAUCUGCUACUGUGAUGAGUGUUUGCAGAAUGAAGAUGGCGACUUGGAAUUAUGCGACCCCGUCGACGUGCUAGGCUCCCAAGACAUGGAGGAUGGGGGCAAGGUGGUGAUAGUGGGGGUCUGCGCAAUGGCCAAGAAGUCGCAGAGCAAACCCAUGAAGGAGAUACUCACCAGAUUGCAGGAGUUUGAGUACAUCAAAGUCACAGUAUUUCCAGAAGAAGUCAUACUACAGAAACCGGUGGAAGAAUGGCCGGUGUGCGACUGCCUAAUAUCAUUUCACUCAAAGGGUUUUCCCCUGGACAAAGCCAUAUCCUACGCCCAACUCCACAAUCCCUACGUCAUCAAUAAUCUGCACAUGCAGUACGACAUACAAGACCGCAGAAAAGUGUACGCCCUUUUAGAAGCGGAGGGCAUCGAAAUUCCUAGGUAUGCAGUAUUAGACAGGGAUAGUGCGGAUCCGAAACACCACGAAUUAGUUGAGUCCGAGGACCAUGUCGAAGUCAAUGGGGUGGUGUUCAAUAAACCGUUUGUGGAAAAGCCGGUUUCCGCUGAAGACCACAACAUCUACAUCUAUUAUCCCACAUCCGCUGGCGGGGGGAGUCAAAGGUUAUUUAGAAAGAUCGGUAGCAGGAGCAGCGUUUAUUCGCCGGAGUCCAGAGUACGAAAGACCGGCAGCUUCAUUUACGAAGACUUCAUGCCGACUGAUGGGACUGACGUUAAGGUAUACACAGUGGGUCCGGAUUAUGCUCAUGCGGAGGCACGUAAGUCACCAGCCUUAGAUGGAAAAGUGGAGCGGGACCGGGAGGGUAAAGAGAUACGUUAUCCGGUGAUUCUUAGCAAUGCCGAGAAACUGAUCUCGCGGAAGGUAUGUCUGGCGUUCAAACAAGCUGUUUGUGGUUUUGACUUGCUGCGGGCCAACGGCAAGUCCUUCGUCUGUGACGUCAACGGGUUCAGCUUCGUUAAAAACUCUAACAAGUAUUACGAUGAUUGCGCUAAGAUAUUAGGUAAUAUGAUAUUGAGGGAAUUGGCGCCAACGUUGCACAUUCCCUGGUCGGUGCCUUUUCAAUUGGACGACCCUCCAAUUGUACCCACCACUUUUGGUAAAAUGAUGGAGUUGCGAUGUGUGGUGGGAGUUAUCAGACACGGUGACAGGACGCCUAAGCAAAAGAUGAAGGUGGAAGUUCGUCAUCCGAAAUUCUUUGAAAUAUUUGAAAAAUACGACGGUUACAAGCACGGCCAUGUGAAAUUGAAACGCCCCAAACAGCUGCAGGAGAUUUUGGACAUCGCCAGGGCACUGUUGGCCGAAAUACAACAGCACGAGGCGGAUCCUGAAAUUGAGGAGAAGCAGGGCAAACUCGAACAACUUAAAAGCGUUUUAGAAAUGUACGGACAUUUUUCCGGAAUAAACCGCAAGGUGCAGAUGAAGUACCAACCUAAAGGACGACCUCGAGGUUCAAGUUCCGAUGAUGUAGACAAGCCGGCCGAGCCGUCGCUGGUCCUCAUCCUCAAGUGGGGUGGGGAAUUGACUCCGGCCGGGCGGAUCCAGGCGGAGGAGCUGGGUCGCAUAUUCCGCUGCAUGUAUCCCGGCGGACAAGGUAGACAUUUUGCCGGAGAAUAUGCAGGUGCGCAAGGUUUGGGCCUCUUAAGAUUGCAUUCAACCUUUAGACACGACCUAAAAAUAUAUGCUUCCGAUGAAGGGAGAGUGCAAAUGACUGCUGCGGCAUUUGCAAAAGGUCUCCUGGCUUUGGAGGGCGAACUCACUCCCAUAUUGGUACAAAUGGUUAAAAGUGCCAAUACCAAUGGACUUCUCGACAACGAUUGUGAUAGCAGUAAAUAUCAAAACAUGUGCAAAUCCAGGCUACAUGAACUUAUGCAGUUGGAUAAAGACUUUACUCCCACUGAACGAGAAAAGAUUAAUCCCUGCAACUCCUCCAGCAUAAGUGAUGCGUUGGAUUUUGUUAAAAAUCCUGUAAAAUGUUGCAAACACGUUCACGAAUUGAUUAAGAAUCUUAUGGAAAUAGUGCAGGUUAAAAAAGAAGAUCAAAAAACGAAAGACGCCAUAUUAUAUCAUGGAGAGACUUGGGAGUUGAUGGGUAGAAGAUGGGGUAAAAUAGAAAAGGAUUUCUUCACUAAAAACAAAACCUUCGAUAUUAGUAAAAUACCCGACAUUUACGACUGCAUUAAGUAUGAUUUACAACACAAUCAGCAUACUCUACAAUUCGAACAAGCCGAAGAAUUAUACAUGUAUGCCAAAUAUUUAGCUGACAUCGUUAUACCACAAGAGUACGGCCUGACGGCCCAAGAAAAGCUAACAAUCGGGCAAGGUAUUUGUACUCCGUUGUUGAAAAAAAUAAAAGCCGACCUUCAAAGGAACAUCGAAGAGCUGGGCGAAGAGACAGUGAACCGAUUGAAUCCUCGAUACUCUCACGGCGUCUCGAGCCCUGGAAGGCACGUACGAACUCGUCUUUACUUCACCAGCGAAAGUCACAUACACUCUUUAAUAACCGUUUUGAGGCACGGUGGCCUUUUGGAUAUCAAGAAGGACGAGCAGUGGAGAAGAGCCAUGGAGUACGUCUCGAUGGUCUCUGAGUUGAACUACAUGUCCCAGAUAGUCAUCAUGUUAUACGAAGAUCCAACCAAGGAUCCGUGCAGCGAAGAACGAUUUCACAUCGAAUUACAUUUCAGCCCCGGCGUCAAUUGUUGCGUACAAAAGAAUUUGCCUCCCGGCCCUGGUUUCAGGCCGCAUUCCAGAAACGAAUCUGUUGCUAGUAAAAACCCAAGUUCCAACACAUCGGUAACGGCCACCCCAGACGAGGUGAAGAGCCAGUGUUCACCUAGGAUAGAGGAAGAAGGGGAGAUGUCCCUGGAUGAAGAGAAAUUCUUAGUAGAACCUAAGGAUUCCCCUACAAACUCGGACGGUUCCCCACCUACGUCACCCCAGGCACCGUCCUAUCGACAAUAUUUAAAAACCAGCGAUCCCAUCCCCAUAGGAAGUUCACACACAGUGUGCGGACAUGAAGCUAUGCAUUUAGCGAAGUGUUUGAACGAAGAGCUUGCAAAUCAGAAGGCGGAGGCUGGUAGACGGUCCAAUCGGGCAGUUAGUCCAGAUCCUGAGCCACGUUCGAGGAGUUACGAUCACAAGAGUCCGGCGAAAGGAAAAGAGUCGCCCUCUUCGACCACAGAUCAUUCUCUUACUCCCACCAACACUCCCGUUACCCCUCCCAUUGAAAUACCCGUCCGUACCUUAACGUUUGAGACAAAAGCGGAAUUAAUGAACGAUGAAAACACGUUCUUGCCUAUUGGCUUCGAAAAAGGUGAAUUGAGUCCAAUAGAUGGAUCAUUAGAGAAUCAGAGCGAUACAGAUUCAUGUAACGUUAGAGAUGAGAUUAAAACUGAAAGAAAAAUGGGAGGUUCCAGACCUCAGAGCGCGACCAACGAGUUGCCUCUGACUGAGUUGAAUCUGGCUUUGUUCACGUGCGAGUUUGAAACCAAAAGCUUUAGCAAAAUGAGCACGAACGAAUUGCCAUUGUCUGAUAUAAGGUUCGGGCCUAAGGGCUUGUGCAAACAGGGAACCAUUGACAGUCAAAACGAUGACGUUUCAAUGGAAGUAAACUGGGAGACAGAUGUUAAAGAGAUUGAGGAUAGGCAGCCAAAGAGGCUGAAGGAUAAAAUUCAGCAGAGAUCGUUCUCCGAUCCGAACAUCCUCGAUAAAGAUUGGAUGAGCUUGUCGAAUAAGAGUUUCCUUUUGGAAAAGUACAGUCAGAGCUUGCUUCACAAUAGUGCCAGUAGAGAAAGUAGUUGCAAUAGGUCGCCGAACAGCCUCAGUCCCAUAGAGCCGCCACAUUUCCCACACAGCUUUUACCCUUCCGAGCAUGGUCCCCCCGUUCCGGAUCAGUGUUGUACGCUUUGUUCAUCCGCCCCCACGUCCAACCUGCUUUCGUUCUUCACGGCGGCGCCGGGGGCGUGUUGCGAGACGGUGCAGCUGAUGCGCCCGCCCGGCGUCGCGGCUCGCUCUCUCUCACACCCCCCGGUACUCGUGACCGCCUCCUCUGCCCACCCUUACCAAAACUACCACCCUUGCAUGUCCGAUGUAGAGUGCGGAGGGGGCAGCGCAGCAGCCACAGGUCGGCGCCAUCGACACAGUAUUGCCGGACAGAUGAGCUAUUUCAAGAUGCUAGGUUUCGGUUGCGGAGGUCCGCUAGGUAUCAAGAAACUCAUCGGCGGCAGCACCAAUUCACUGUUCUCGACGGCCGUGAUUUCGGGGAGCAGCAGCGCACCCAACCUCAGGGAUAUGAUCACCAGCACGGCUAGUGCAUCUGCAAUUGAAGGUUUUGGAGGAGUGCCGCCGAUAAGGCCUCUGGAGACGCUGCACAACGCGCUGUCGCUCCGUCAGAUCGACGCGUUUCUCGACCACAUGACGGCCGCACCGUUGUUCAGAACGCCGUCGUCGACGCCACCCAAGUACCCGUCGACGCCGCUGCCCACUCCCACCCAAUGUUCAUCCGGAUUGUCGUCCUCCAGCUCGCAAAAAUUGCAAUCGCCCAGUAACAGCGUGGGUUGGAGCGGACCUCCUAGUUUUGUUUCUAAUAGCGGCCCCUCAUCACCAGGAUAUUCUGAAACUAAUUCGAAAGAGAGCAGCGAGAUGUCGUCGAGCGUUAUUAGCGGAGAUGGGUUGACAAUGGACAAAAUAACUAGUAUCUUCCCAACCGCACCUGGCCUGGAUCAAGAUCUGGGAAGUGUUGGAGGAAUGUUAUUAGACAUGGACAGAGAAAUAUCGGGCUCCAUGGAGUUUUCCGAAUAUUAUGCCAGUAUUCAUAAGCCCUUGUAUAGAGGUGAGAGUGGUGAUGUGACACCUAUUUCAGGAGGUUCAGAGGUGGAGUUCAAUACAAACGACGCUACGGCUGGUUCUACUGCCGACUAUGAUGUCACCGUGACGGAAGAAAUGGAGCAGUCUUUCGCAAUGGGAGAUGACGAAACCUUUGACAUACCAGAUAGUCAAGAGUGUAGCGGUUAUCCAGAAAAUAAUCAAGUCGUAAUGACGAACUGCCCAAAGGCUAUCAUGAAUAUUUGCGUGAACGCGUUGCAAAAUGAUAAAUUGUCAAAGAAUGCUGAGCAAUCUGAUAAAUUAUUAGCCUCGAACAAUUUGUUGGGCCAGUUGGAUUUAAAAAAGUGUGCCAUUUAUGACAAGGACGUUAAAAAUUUAGCGUCUUUGGGAUCAGAUAAAUGGAGCACUAGCAAGGAACGGUUUUUGGAAGGAAAGAAAAUUAAUUAUGUAAAGGCAGACAACGUCGACUACGGUAAAAAUCUUAACAUAGGUGCUGAGAAAAAGGUGGAUAAGGAUAACAAAGAUUUCAAUUUACUCAAACAGAAUCCUGGUACAGUAUUAAUUAAAGAAGGUUUUAUUGAACCGCCCAGAAUGUCAAGAAUUUCCAGGAGUUUUCAUGGAAAGUCUCCCACUAGCAAUAGCUAUUUAGACAUAUCUAACAAUUCACCCAGAAGAGCAAGUGAUAGCGUUUCUAUGACUAACUGCAAUGCAAAUCCUGGUAAUGCUCUUAGUAAAAUUGAACCGAAACCACAAAGGCCAGUAUUUACAAGUCAGCUCUCGCAACCAUGUGGAAGUACAAAUCCAAACAAGGGUACUAGUUUCCGUAAAACAUCUUUAACGGAUGGUCUGCCUAAACAUCCAAGAUUUACUACAGUUAGAGUUGACGAAGCUGAACAUGCAGCCAGUAUGGGUCUUUUCAUGAAGGCCAGGGACACCGAAAGCGAAGAUUCUCUUCAAAAUUAACAUGUAACGAACUUACACAUUAUUACUUAAUUGAUAUACAUUUGGAGUUAUUAAAAUUAAAUCUGUCCGUAGAAAUUAAUAUUUACGAAAUAUACAAGUAUUAUAAUAUACAUGGAUAAUUAAAUCAUUGUUCCUUGACAGCUGUCGAACAGUAUUUUUGUAAAUGAUUAAUAAAAGUUGUUCAGAGAAUAAAAA